Molecule: messenger RNA, 456 nt
Organism: Hyaloperonospora brassicae
Lineage: Eukaryota; Oomycota; Peronosporomycetes; Peronosporales; Peronosporaceae
Source: the annotation of a GenBank genome assembly
AUGCACGCGCCAGGCAAGCUGGAACUCACUGUAGCAGUCGCGGCCUAUCUCCUCGGGGGCGCAAUUUCCACGACGGCGGCUUCGACGCUCCGUGUGCGCUCUCCUUUCGACGAUCGCAUAAUCGAAGGCACUCGGUCCCUGCGAGCGUCGCAUUCUGUCAAGUGGAAUCCCAAACUCGAAGAAAGGGCGGGGAAGCAGGAGGUGGUAGUCGGGCUGGAGUCACUGAUAGAAGCCCACGGUCACGAGGGAGAUAUUUUGCAGUAUGUGCAUUAUCUUGCCACGCAAAACCCUAUUAAUAGGAAUGCCGCGUUUGAAAAAUGGUUGCCGAUAGUUGGAGAUGCCAAGAAUCUCAAAAAAAUACUCAAGGAUAGUGGGCACAAUCUCGACAGAGGCGGGAACGCUUUCAAUAUUCUGACGCAGUACAAGGCAUUUCGUGCAAACCAUUUCAAGACAUAG